This is a messenger RNA of Gloeophyllum trabeum ATCC 11539, 2682 nucleotides long. RefSeq lists its product as uncharacterized. Gene Ontology annotation, biological process: mRNA processing. The transcript is spliced from 7 exons. Gene Ontology annotation, molecular function: metal ion binding; RNA binding. Gene Ontology annotation, cellular component: nucleus. Bases 119 to 2554 code for a protein of 811 amino acids. The record is from RefSeq and is a predicted model, not a curated record. NCBI's taxonomy places the organism in Eukaryota, Fungi, Basidiomycota, Agaricomycetes, Gloeophyllales, Gloeophyllaceae.
GCCGGCCAACGCUGUUCUACCCCAUCGUGCUCCUGGACCUUGUAAUCGCAAUAGCUGUCCUUCUACGUUCCCCGUCAUCCAGCACGAGCACCGCUAGUCCGUCCAACAGAUUUAUCGAAUGAUUUUUGAUGCGCAGUCGGAAGGACACCUCAGAUCAUGGCUUGUCAGGACGCUUGAACCAAUAUGUGAUGCUGAGCCAGGUGCUCUUGCGGACUAUGUGAUUGCCCUCCUACGCCAUUCUGGGCCAGAGGCGGAGAUGCGGAAGGAGUUGCAAGAGCAAUUGGAGGAGUUUUUGGAAAAAGAGGGCCCGCCAUUCAUCGACCAGCUCUUUGCUGCACUCCGAUCCAAGUCUUAUUUACCCUACUCCGCCGCCUCGCCACCCCCGACACCCUCCGGGUCCGCUCUGGAUAACGAUAACGGCAUCCCUAUUCCGCUCGAUGGUUUACUAACCCCCUCCAUCCCGUCCCCCGAGCGCGGUCGGAAGCGAAGCUUCGAUUUUGACGAACGCGACGGGCGACCCCCGGCUAAGAGCGCGAGGGUCAGUAAUGACGGGCAGUUCUCCCGGUAUUCGAAUGGACGGGGGGACCAUCGAUCAACCGGGUCGUGGGGAGCCAGGCCGGAGCGAUUUCCAAGGGGGAAUAGAGAAUUUGCAGAUCCUAUGGAUUCUGGGAUGAUGGGCAUGGCGGGAGGUAUGAAUGGGCGGCUUGGACAGGCGUACCAACCUCCGGGACAGAAGAGAGGCAUAUGCAGAGACUAUUUCCACAAGGGAUACUGUGCUCGCGGUGCGAUGUGUAAGUUUAGCCACGGAGAAGACGCUGUCGUCCCGGGACAGCUGCUCCCCAUGAACGGCCAGAUGGGCGGGAUGCCGUUCGGUCCUAUGUCCCUUGGUGGUGGCGGUGCCUAUGACCCCAACGAACGGAUGGACAUGCGACCACCAGGCGGCGGUCGUAUGAAUCGUGCACCACUAUUACCUCGAGUGCAGCAAGAGGGCGGUGGUAGCCAGGUGUUAAAUCCUCCCACGUCAGGGGAGCUGCCUGUGAUUCAGGAUUUAACGCCGCGCGUACCAGAAGAAGAUAAUGGAGAGACCAAGAACGGAGAUGUGUAUCAGACUCGGAAUGGUCAGCAAGGUGGACGGGGGCAUGUGCCGAUGGAUGUGGAAAUGUCUCUUCCUAUGCCUAUGCCUAUGCCCAUGCACAUGCCCAUGCGCGGUCCGUCGAGGGGAGCUAUGAGAGGACGUGGACGAGGUGGUAUGUUCUCUGCCGAAGUUCACAAUUUCAGACCCGAACGGAAACGAGACGACAAAACGCUGGUGGUGGAGAAAAUCCCGCAGGACAAGCUCAGCCUGGACGCGGUCAACGGCUGGUUCAAGCAGUUCGGGACUGUCACCAAUGUCGCGAUAGACACGCAUACAUCGAAGGCCCUGGUCAGUUUCUCCACUCAUGAUGAAGCGCAUGCUGCAUGGCGCUCGGAGGAAGCUGUGUUCGGGAAUCGUUUCGUCAAGGUGUUCUGGCAUCGGCCCAUGGAGGGUCACGGACAACUGGGUCAGAGGCUAUUAGCAGCUUCGGCACCCGUUGUGGCCAACAUGUCCACUAAGGAGGAUUCUCCUGCUGCUCCGGGUCUUCAGCCAUCAGGGGCAUCCCCUGCUGGACGCAAGCCCUCGACAUCAUCGUCUGCUGCGGCCUUGGCUGCGAAGCAACAGCUGCUUGAGCAGCAGAUUAGCGAACAAAAGACGCUGAUGGAGAAAUUGGCCACGUCCACCGGAGAGGAGAAGAAAGAAGUCUUAGCGCGUCUGCGCCAGCUGGGCCAGGAAAUAAAGGCGACUAUGUCGAGCCCAGGAUCAUCACUCCCAUACGCUGCCUCGCUGACCCCUACUGUGAAACAGAAGACGCCUACCCCCGGUCCAGCUGAUCUGGAGCAGAAGGAGAAGGAGAGGUUGGACAAGGAACUUGAAUUACACGCUGUCGCUACUGCUGCUGAAGGCGAGAGCACGGAAGGUCUCAAGGCCAAACUUGCGAAGCUUCAAGCAGAGGCUGCUAGCCUUGGGCUUUCUGAAGGAUCUUCAAGCUACGGCAGCACAUUCCACCGGCCCUAUAGAGGGCGUGGACGGGGCGGUCGUGGAUUCUAUCGUGGAGCGAUGCGUGGUGGCCCCCCCAGAACGAGUCUGAAAUUAGACAACCGUCCGAAAAAGCUCCUCAUCAAGGGCGCGCCUAGUGAAAACGUGCAGGGUGUACGGGACUGGUAUGAAGCCACCGGUCAUAUGGAAUCCUUGGAGACUCUAGACAAUGGUGACAUUGUUGUGUCUUUCAAAUCCCGGGGAGCUGCAGAACAGGGUUUGGCUAAGGGAACAAACAUCCCCUCUGUUGGUCAAGUGCGGAUAUCCUGGUUUACUGGACAAUCAGCGGGCACAGCUGCCGACACCAGCGCAUCUGCAACUCAAGACGCAAGCGAAUCAAUGCCGCCUUACGACAUGGACACUCGCCAUUCACCCCCCGUUCAAGAGGAGGUCACGGCGAGUGGAUGGGGCGAUGAGGAAGAUGGGAUGGGGCUGUUAUAGUACUACCAUUUACAAUCUUGCUAAUGCUCACUUGUGUAUAUUUAUUCCGUAUCGUUUGCCUGUGCAGUCAGCGAAUGCGACUGGAAUACGGACGCCAAGCCCGGCAGCAAUAUUAUUGCACCUUGCUG